CAGCACCGCCCCGGCGCUUGUUGUCGAAGUGUGGAACGACGCAUCGCAGAGCGCCGUGCUCGAUUGACGCUGUCUGCUGAGCUGCUACCGACUGCGGCUGCCUCCGGAUAACACGGCUGCUCGCUAAUUCACGUCCGCCGGGGCUUUCGCCGAAAAGCCGAGAGUAAAAAAAAAAAAAAAAAAAAAAAAAAAAGGUCCGAGUUUCAAAAAAAAAAAACACACAAAGCGAGCGAGGGAGAGAACGAGCGAGAGCGAGCGAGCGAGAGCGAGCGCGAGACAACAAGGCGGGCAAGAAACGUCGCUCCGCCGGAGUCCGCACCCAAGAAUGGCUUCGGGAGACCUUUACGAGGUGGAGCGGAUCGUGGACAAGCGGCGAAACAAGAAGGGCAAGUGGGAGUACCUGAUCAGGUGGAAGGGCUAUGGAAGUAAGGAGGACACCUGGGAGCCAGAGCAUCACCUGCUGCACUGCGAGGAGUUCAUCGAUCAGUUUAACAGCUUGCGACUAAACAUGCAUAAACGGCCCAAACCCCUGAAGAUACCCGCAGGGACGGCUGGCCUGCCGUCCCUUGUCACCAGACGCCCGCCUGCCCCAGAAUCCUCCAGAGCCCGGAUAGAGUCCCGCAAGAAGAAAAGGACUAGUGGCACAGGGGUUGCGGUCAGAGUUGGAAGUGGGCUAGAUAUGGGGAGUCGGGGUUCAGGGGCCACUCAGAGGCAGAAGAAAGUGAGUGGAGGAGAGAAACGGACUACAGGGGACAGGCCAAGCAAAGCCAGGGCUUACAAGGUUCCUCCGCCAGGGGGGCUUCAGUUUGUGCCCCCACUGAGGGCUCCACACAAUGGACUCCAGAAUGGGGAUGUGGAGCCCCUCAUGUACCGGGCAGCAGCGAGGUCCCACAGACUGCCCUUAGACCAAAUGGAAAGGAUACUAGGAGAGAUGGGUACUGCUGGACAACAGCUUAACAAUGGACUAGGCGCCUCUCCAGCCAACGGCGGGAUUCAUCAGCACAGCUCGGCGAAGCGGAAGUUGGUUGAGGACAAAGGCUACAUGUUCGAUAAGCGGCUGAGGUACAACGUGCGACAGAACGAGAGCAACUGUCGAUUCCGAGACAUCGUGGUGAAGAAAGAGGAGGGCUUCACGCACAUCCUGCUCUCCAGCCAAACAACCGACAACAACGCACUCACCCCUGAGAUCAUGAAGGAAGUGUCCCGGGCCCUGGGUAAUGCAGCCGCUGAUGACAGUAAAUUGUUGUUGCUGAGUGCGGUGGGGACCGUUUUCUGCAGCGGCCUGGAACCAUCCUAUCUGAUAGGGCAUCUGUCAACUGACCGGAGGAAAGAGAGCAUUCGUAUUGCCGAUGCCAUACGGGAUUUUGUGUUGGCGUUCAUUCACUUCAAGAAGCCCAUUGUGGUGGCUGUAAAUGGGCCCGCCCUGGGCCUGGGGGCCUCCAUCCUGCCCCUGUGUGAUGUGGUGUGGGCCAGCGAGAGGGCCUGGUUCCAGACUCCUUGCGCCAGCCACCGCUUAACCCCGUCCGGCUGCUCCUCGUACACCUACCCUCAGAUCCUCGGUGUAGCUCUGGCCAAUGAGAUGCUCUUCUGUGGAAGGAAACUUACAGCACAAGAAGCGUGCAGUCGAGGUCUUGUAUCACAAGUCUUCUGGCCAACCACAUUCAACCAGGAAGUGAUGCUCCGUGUCAAGGAAAUGUCAUCAUGCAGUGCGGUGGUUCUGGAAGAAUCCAAGUGCCUGGUGAGGAGUAUCCUGGUAUCUGUCCUGGAGGAGGUGAAUGAGAAAGAGUGUCAAAUGCUGAAACAGCUUUGGUGCUCGACCAAAGGACUGGAGGCCCUCUUCAGUUACCUGCAGAACAAGGCGUAUGAGAACUGAUCGCUCGCCUCUGGAGAACUUAGACCCUUGGACUGGUCAGCACUGAUCCGACGUGAUCUGCAGAGAAACAUCCACGGUGAUAAGGCUGUGGUCUUCAACUGCUAAAGAAAAGACACAGCAACGUUUUC
This is a messenger RNA of Lampris incognitus (smalleye Pacific opah), 2001 nucleotides long. Its product is annotated as chromodomain Y-like protein 2. Gene Ontology annotation, cellular component: nucleus. Gene Ontology annotation, molecular function: transcription corepressor activity. Lineage: Eukaryota; Metazoa; Chordata; Actinopteri; Lampriformes; Lampridae. The record is from RefSeq and is a predicted model, not a curated record. The transcript is spliced from 7 exons. The coding region runs from base 326 to 1873 and encodes 515 amino acids.